ACGACAUCAAAUACCCAUAAAACGCAAACUAGUCUUCCCAGCGAACCAUGUAUAUAAAUACCUUUUAUAUCAGAAACCCUAACCUUCUCUGUCCACCGCAGCUGGAGCUCUCAAGUCUCGCCGUUGGGUAACUGAAAGAUGGUUAAGCAUAACAAUGUUAUUCCUAAUGGGCAUUUUAAGAAGCAUUGGCAAAACUAUGUGAAAACAUGGUUCAACCAGCCGGCUAGAAAAACCAGGAGAAGAAUCGCAAGACAAAAGAAGGCUGUAAAAAUUUUCCCCCGCCCCACUGCUGGUCCACUACGUCCUAUUGUCCAUGGCCAGACUUUGAAGUACAACAUGAAAGUGAGAGCUGGGAGGGGUUUUACUCUUGAGGAGCUCAAGGCUGCGGGCAUUCCAAAGAAGUUGGCCCCUACUAUUGGUAUCUCAGUUGAUCACCGUCGCAAGAACCGUUCUCUGGAGGGUCUUCAAGCCAAUGUUCAGAGGCUGAAAACCUACAAGGCGAAGUUGGUUGUCUUCCCAAGACGUGCACGCAAAUUCAAGGCUGGUGAUUCUGCUCCUGAGGAACUAGCAACAGCUACUCAAGUUCAAGGGCAAUACAUGCCUAUUGCUCGUGAGAAGGCUGGAGUAGAGCUUGUUAAGGUUACAGAGGAGAUGAAGUCAUUCAAGGCAUAUGACAAGCUCCGCAUUGAGCGUGUGAAUCAACGCCAUGUUGGUGUUAGGAUGAAGAGGGCUGCUGAAGCUGAGAAGGAAGAGAAGAAGUAAUUAGUUUGAUUAAAUUUUUGCUAGAAUUAAGUUUUGUUGUUAGACUUGGGAGUUGUUAGUCUUGACAUCUACAAAUUCUGCCGAAUCAUUUGGGUUGGAAGAUGUAUUGAUUGCAUCAUGUUUCAAAUGCUCAAAAGGAACUUGGCUUUUCUUUCUCGUUUUGACUUUUGGAGUUUGUGUUUAUUUAUAAUCAUCUAGCUCAACCUUUUACCUACAAUUCACUUUUACCCUACGUACUUUACAGUUUAAGUGUUUUUGUAAUUUGGUUUAAGGCAACUGAAUUUCUUGAGCA
Messenger RNA from Carica papaya (papaya), 1054 nucleotides. Its product is annotated as large ribosomal subunit protein eL13z. Gene Ontology annotation, cellular component: cytosolic large ribosomal subunit; ribosome. Lineage: Eukaryota; Viridiplantae; Streptophyta; Magnoliopsida; Brassicales; Caricaceae. Gene Ontology annotation, molecular function: RNA binding; structural constituent of ribosome. Gene Ontology annotation, biological process: translation. The record is from RefSeq and is a predicted model, not a curated record.